AUGUGUCGUGUGCCUGACUUCCGUUUCGUUCCCGCACUUAGGUGCCUACUUUUUCGUUACUCGAAGGUAACUGGUACACAGUGAGCUGGACAUUGGCUAAAAUUACUCUUAAUUAAAGUAUGACCGACGUGGAAAAAGGGAAAGAGGCUGCUGCUACGGCUGCUGUUGAUGAAUGGUUGAAGGUUGGUCAUUCAUUUUCCUAGCGUGAAUUUGUAUCAGGAUAACCAAGUCGUUGGUAUCGGCAGCGGGACGACCGUUGUUUACGCAGUGAAAAGAAUAUGUACGGAGUAUUUUACUAAAGCUCAUUGGCAGACGAAAUUGUUAACAGGGAAAAAUGGAAGAUAAAAUGUGUUCCAUCGUCGUAUCAGGUAAGUUAUGGAGGCGUAGGAGUGCUUGCAGGCUCUCCAACUGAUGAUGGCGGCCAAAUUACCCCUUACUACUCUGGAUGAGAGCCCUGUGGUAUGCAGUCAGCUUUUACACAUAUUAAGCGUAGCUUGACGUAGCUUUCGACGGUGUCGACGAAAUUACACCAGAUAUGAAUUCAAUCAAGGGCGGUGGUGGAUGUCUGUUGCAAGAAAAAAUUGUCGAUUACAAUGCCAAAUCCUUCAUUGUGAUCGCAGACGAAAGGUUUGUCUACUCUUAGGGAAUAUCCUUCCGCACCCUCUCAAGUUUUCUGUUUUUUACUAAAUACUUCACAAAGAGUAACUGUCUGACUGCCAUGCUUGUUCAGUUUGGCUUAUACUAGGUUACAGAGGACUGAGGUUUGGCGCGCUGAGUAUCUUAUAAAAUGCUGCAAAGUCCCAUGAAGGUACCAUGAGAUGACGAACGUAAACCGCCAUCAAGUAAGUUUGCUGGUCACAUCCGCCUCGUGGCUGGGUUCUUGAGCCAGAGUGCUAAAGGAGCCCACCUCGUCUGUUCUAAAAAUCCCCACGAAAUAUCAUGAAAUAGCCGUAGUACAGUUUUACGAUCCAUACCACGGCGUUCGCGGAAACCGACGCGCCCCGCAACCCUGGUCCAGCGCUGCGGGCGAAUAGUACGCGAAUUGGACUACUUGAUCGGGAUGGGACUCUUCGCUUUGGGUGUUGAAAUAUGCGAAUGUUCUUACACACUGGUGCCGGAAGUCUCAUGACGCGGAGUCCUCAUCAGUACAACGUAGAUGUCUGCUGUCUGUAUAAAUUCCCAAUGCCCUGGUCGUACGCUCGGAAAAUAAGGACCCCAGAAGUCAACUCCCACUUUGUUCCGUGCCACAUUGUCCCACUCGACUUGGCGGACACGCAGUGGCUGUUGCCCUCACGGAAUAAACGAACUGUGCAGUACCUGCAUGGGAACCAGUAAAUAACCGGGUGGCUUGCGUGUGACUGAAGAUCGUUUCGUGAACGUCUCCGUCGCCUCCGUAUAUGCAAUAACAUCAUUUGCCGAACAGUGUAACAAAGAGACCUACUCAGAGUUGCAGGAAUUAGUCGAUCGGCUUCCUCGCAGUGAUCUGCUGACCGUUUCCUGGAGGCUAGAAUGGCCGGACUGUUUCUGGCAAACCUUUAAACGGUCAUCUUAUUGACCGUUUUCGACUGGGAUCCAGUUGCUAAGAUGAUGGUAGAAUGAUUCUGGUGAUCAGAGCUGAUUGGCUAUCAUCAACAGAUGUCUCCAGCAUCGUCGCAAACAUCUGCUGAUUUGGUAAUCAGACGGUCGUACGGUCAGUCAGAUCGACCAAAUGCCCGUUGGUUCAAGGUUUAGUAGAUGAGUUUGUGAUAGCAGAUCGAUGCAUGGCGCCGAAAAUGACAACGCCCAUGCGUCGUAUUAUGUUCUCUUAUCUGCACCCAAGAUUUUUUAUGCGAGACGCCUUCGACGAUCCAGCCCCACCGAGGCCCUGAACGCGGUAAUACGGUCUCCUUUUACGACCUGAACCGACUGAGAACAAAGUAGCCAGCGGUCACCACUGAACUCAUCAUUGUUUGGGCAGCUGACACAUUUCUUGGAUUCACCUCACGGCGUCGAAGUGACCGGAUUGGGCCAGAUCCCACAACCUCCGGAAAAUGACGACAAAGUCGACUAGAGACUAGUGACUCGCGCCGCCAUGCCAUCGAUGAGCUGACGUACCACCUGAGUGAAUCAUUCGUGACAGCCGAAUUUCUGCAGGAUUUUCCACAGUUCGCCACGAUUCACCGUAUCGUAGGCUUUUGUCAGAUCCACAAAGAUAGAGUAGAGGUGGGUCCGCAUCUCCUGACACAUCUACUGUAGUUGGCGAACGGCGAAGAUCAUGUCCGUGGUCCCACGAUGACGGCAGAGGCUGCACUGGUUUUCCAGCAGGAGACCCUGUUCCAGAUAGUUGCUCAGGCUGUUGAGAAGAAUACGAGCGAAGACUUUCUCGGCGAUUUUCAGCAGCGAGAUGCCUCUGUGAUUGCCGCAGAUUUGGCGGUUUCCUUUCCGCUUGCAUAGAUGUAAGAUUUUAGCGUCCUUCAGAUCCUGCGGGACAUCUCCUUGACACCACAUCUCCGGGAAGAGUGCCAUCAGAUGAUUCACGGGUGGGUGGCCACUGUACUUGUAGAUCUCGGUGGGGAUCGCGUCUGAUCCGGGUGCCUUUCCGCUGGAGAGCUGCUGCACGGUCUAACUGGUUUCGUGGAGAGAGGACGGGAGGCCAAGGUCACCUUUGGUCUCCACAUGAGGCAGACGGGCGAUAGCGGCGUCGGAGGUGGUGUAGGGGCAGUUAAGGACGCCUCAGAAGUGCUUGGCCCAUCGCUGUAGAAUUUGUGUCUUCUCGGUGAGUAGGGUGCUUCCGUCGGCUCUGAGAAGAGGAACAGGUCCUUUGGUUGGCGUACCAUGGACAGCCUUGAUCGACACAACGAUGUUCUUCCAUUCGGCCCAUAUCAAUCUUCCCCAACCCUUCGUUAUCCGACCUGAUGAUCGAUAAGGUUGCAUCCUGUCACCCAUUCUGUUUAGCUACGCCAUUGGUCGUAUCCUCGAAAGGACUACAUGGUUUUAACGGUGUGGAGCCUGGACCCGGACACUGGCUGACUGAUCUCGACUAUGCCGAUUAUAUCGCCUUACCAGCUUCCAGUUUUGGUGAUCUUCAGUCUAUGGUGUCACGGGUGAACGAGGUCGCUGAAUCGGUUAAUCUGUCCAUAAAUACUGGGAAGACCAAAGUGUUUCCGAGUCGCAUCUCUGACCAGGAGAAGGCACCUCUCCAGAUUAAUGGUUGUCAACUCGAGGAAGUAGACAGUUUUAAAUACCUCGAGGCGAGACAGCUGUCGAAUGGGCAGAGUAAGGACGACAAUAUCUCCCGAAUCGAUGCUACUCGCAGGGUUUCUCAAUCCCUCGAAAGUGCUUCGAGUGAAGUACGCCGGCUUCGUCUCCAAUGAGGCUGUCCGCACUUGCUGCGCCAAUAUCACAAGGAUAGUCCAGGCCAUCCAAGAAGACGAUCGAGGUGGUUUGACCAUGUUCAUCGUCGUCUACCUAAGGAGCUGAUUGUUACUGUCCUCGAUCUGGCGCCGCUGCCCACUUAGAAGAGGUGGUUAACUCAAAACCUGAUUCGACACAGUUCUUCCAGACAUGGAGGCGUUUCUUGACCCUCGGUAUUCGGUCUACGUUGCUGGGGGGUACAUCGAGCUGCUGGGAUCGACCGCGCAGAUCAUCACGCAUGGAGAGUGGCAAUCUGAGACAUCAUCGAGGCCAGCUAGAUCAGGCAUGACCACUGGUGUACGAAGUACAAUUUAAUACUCAGGAGUUUAAAUAGAGGUUGUAUCUUUUUUCUGUCCUUGUCUUUUUUGCUAAAAGGACCAUUUGACUUGCUCUUAAGCCCAUCGGUACUAUUUUUUUUAUUGCCAAAUAUUCACAUACAGUACCAUGGUUUCUAAACUACCGUAGUAUUUCGUUAAGUGUCCGAAAAUUUCGUAGGGACUUCACCAUAGCUGCCUGGCGUGGGUCUUACUUGGCCCAUCAAACUUGUUGAUUCUUAAUUAAAUAACCGAAGUACGGGUAUUUGUCUUUUUAGCAAGCGUGCGUCGUAUUUGGGUGAAAAAUGGACACGUGGUUUACCCAUUGAAGUUAUCCCCAUGGCCUCAACGACGGUCAAGAACGAAAUCGAGAGGCGGUUUGGUGGUGUGGCAAAAUUGCGCAUGGCCGUCUCGAAAAUGGUAUUUCAAGCCUUUCUGCGUCCAAUCUGUUUCAUAGGCGUUUAUGCCUGUUCCUACAGCCUUUUAAAGUGCUGCCCUGUUUAGUCUUCACGGACAGAUUUGUCAACCGAUUUCUCCAAUUCCGUGUUAAGGGUCCAGUCGUAACGGACAAUGGCAAUUUUUUACUUGACUGGCAGUUUGGUGCCGACCCGUCAAUCGAUUGGAAGCAGAUUGAUGUCGACAUACACCUUAUUCCAGGUACUGAACAUGUACUGUGUUUGUCGUAAUGUUGUUUUCAAGCCGUGCGUUUGCUAGACUGUGUCUUAUUUACCCGUUUUUGUUUCAUGCUUCCUCAAAUGCGCCUGUGCUCGAUCAAGCUAAUGGUAUUCUGGCGACAGCACAAUCUGCAUAAUUAGGUUUAUACUUAAACCAAGCUUUAAUGGUUGCUUUAAUGGUUGGGAACCACUCGGUCCUCUUGGUAUAAUCACUUAAAGCGUUCCUUUAUUACGGCUUAUGCAACAACAGUUCAACAAACUGUGCGUACAGGCCCGCUGCCUCCCUCCCCCCUACAUCCUGCCGUUCCAGUCUUGCUCAUAGCCAUCUACUAUCCUCUAUUGCCCGAAGCGGUCUCAUCCCCCAUGCCUGUCCAUAAAGCAUACUUGUACUAUCACGGUCGGUUUGAUCGCUGGCAGUUCGUUUCUUGCAUUUUAUUAGUCCGGUCUUCAUGUAGAGCUGCGUCAGUUUAGUAGGAGCGUCUAAUUAUUUGUCAGGAGUCAGGAUAUUUAGUUUAGUAGCACUGCCGUCUGUUCAUGUGAGCCACACAAAGGUCCCCAUCAUGCGCUUUGCUCUGUCUCCGGUCAGGCUGCCAGCCCCAGGAAUCUGUAUUUUCGCAGCAAAAAACAAAGAAGCUCUUGAUGAAUGGCAAAAGUACAGAUGAAGAAGUCGAGUGAUAUCCUGCGUGCAAUAAAUUUGACCUCAGUGCGAUUCAUUUUGAUAAACCUGCGUUUUCAUUUCUAUAUCUCAGUAAUGUGCUCCUCUUCUCCGUUUCCACUCAGCUGUUGUGUGCCGGGGGGGGGGAGCACAUUUAUCGAACCGUAAUCUCACGUAAAUGAAUUCGAAAAAUCGGGCGACUGUUCAGUUUGCAUGAUUACCCUAUGUAAUCCCCGCAAAGAGUGUCAUCCUGGUUGUUUCUCAUUUGCAUCCACUGGUGGAUAAUUACUGUGGUCCACCUGACAUUACUUCUUGCGACUUGAUGUCUUCUGUUGUAAUUUUUUAAGACUGUUGCCUAAAUUUGCGUUUUGCAAAUGUCUUUUUAAGGCGUCGUUGAAACGGGCCUAUUUCUAGGCCUCUCAAAGCACGCUUACUUCGGAAAGGCUGACGGCAGCGUUGAAAAGCUGACAAAGUAA
Molecule: messenger RNA, 5512 nt
Organism: Spirometra erinaceieuropaei
Lineage: Eukaryota; Metazoa; Platyhelminthes; Cestoda; Diphyllobothriidea; Diphyllobothriidae
Source: the annotation of a GenBank genome assembly